Molecule: messenger RNA, 789 nt
Organism: Mycotypha africana
Lineage: Eukaryota; Fungi; Mucoromycota; Mucoromycetes; Mucorales; Mycotyphaceae
Exons: 3
Coding region: 1-789 (262 amino acids)
Biological process (GO): ketone body biosynthetic process; L-leucine catabolic process
Molecular function (GO): hydroxymethylglutaryl-CoA lyase activity
Source: RefSeq, a predicted model, not a curated record
AUGGGUGAUAAUAGGGAAGUCUUGACAUCUGUCGAAAAGCAACCAAACGUUUCUUACCCUGUAUUGACCCCUAAUUUGAAAGGUUUGGACGCGGCUGUAGCCGCUGGAGCUGAAGAGGUGGCUUUAUUUACAGGCGCGACAGAUACAUUCAACAUGAAGAACACAAAUUGUUCAACGGCUGAAUCAGUGAAGAGGGCCAAAGAAAUUUUAGAAAAAGCAUUGGAGCAAAAACUCAAAGUGAGAGGAUACCUUUCUUGCGUUUUAGGCUGUCCUUAUGAGGGUGCUGUUAAGCCUGAAAAGGUUGCAGAAUUAGCAAAGGAGUUAUAUGACGCAGGUUGUUAUGAAAUUAGUUUAGGGGAUACCAUUGGCGUUGGUACAGCAGGUUCUAUGGCCAAAUUGUUAGAUCACGUAUUAAAAGUCGUACCUAUCGAAGCAGUAGCAGUUCAUUGCCAUGAUACCUAUGGACAAGCUUUGGCCAACAUACUGAAAGCUUUGGAGUACGGCAUACGUGUAGUAGAUAGUUCUGUUGCUGGUUUAGGUGGUUGUCCUUAUGCACCUGGAGCAAAGGGUAAUGUAGCUACUGAGGAUGUUGUUUAUAUGCUGAACGGCAUGGGAUUCGAGACAGGUGUCGAUUUGAAUGCUCUUGUAGAAACAGGCGAAUGGAUUUCACAACAGCUAGGCAGACCCACUAGCUCAAGAGCCGGUGCAGCCUUAAUGGUUGCUAAAAAACGUCGUGACGAAUUAGCAAAAGCUGCACAGCUGGCAUCAAAUAAAGCAUCCAAGCUGUGA